Messenger RNA from Lottia gigantea (owl limpet), 896 nucleotides. RefSeq lists its product as hypothetical. Gene Ontology annotation, molecular function: protein-disulfide reductase activity. Lineage: Eukaryota; Metazoa; Mollusca; Gastropoda; Lottiidae. The transcript has 5 exons. The coding region runs from base 190 to 513 and encodes 107 amino acids. The record is from RefSeq and is a predicted model, not a curated record.
UGUUUUGGAAAGAACUAGAAACCGGAACACUAUUGACACGUGAACGAAUGCGCCCCUACACGCUUCUCUUAACUUGAACCGGUGGUCAAUCACUAGAUACACCAUUCACAACUAACAACAAACAGUCAGAUAAAUUCGAUCAAUCGGCUAUAUAGAACCAUUAGCUAAGAAAUCCUUUAUAAUUGCAACAUGUCUGUGACGAUUAUCAACAGCGUUGAAGAGUUUAAAUGUCAGUUGUCAUCAUGUGGAGGAAAAUUGAUUUGUAUUGAUUUCUCUGCUUCUUGGUGUGGACCUUGCAAAAUGAUUGGACCAAAGUUUGAGGCUAUGGCCAAGGAGUUCGAUGGGAAAUUUAUUGCUCUGAAAGUUGAUGUCGAUGCAGUUCCGGAAUUAAGUGAAGAAUACGAUGUCUCUGCUAUGCCUACAUUCCUUUGUUUCAAAAAUGGAAAAAAGGUAGCUGAAAUAGUAGGGGCUAGUGAAGAGAAAUUAAGAGAUAUGUUGAAAUGUAAUUUUUAAACUUUUAAAAGUAUAUCUGAUAAGUUUUUACCUUAGAAAUUUUCUAUAGACCGUUUUAAUGUCAUAUCAGAAUGGGCACUCAAAUAUAUUUAAGAUUCAUAUUAUUUCAUCUUAACACAUUUUCAACAGAUGUAAAUCUUUGAUAUUGUCAUAUAAUUUUUGCUGCACUGUUGUCAGUUCUCAAGUCAUCUUUUGAUAUUAUGUUUAAUAAAUUGUUCUGUUUCUGUGAAAUAAUGAUCAAAAUAAUGUUAUGAAUACAAUUAUUGAAUAUUAUUGAAUAUGUUGUUAGCUUAUUUUAACAUGUCUUUGGGUCCAUAGAAAUAUUAGGUUUAUUGAUUUUACAUUUGAAAUAAACACUUUUUGUUGAGACAAAAUCUCACAUA